Molecule: messenger RNA, 2051 nt
Organism: Aplysia californica (California sea hare)
Lineage: Eukaryota; Metazoa; Mollusca; Gastropoda; Aplysiida; Aplysiidae
Product: calcium-activated chloride channel regulator 4A
Exons: 8
Coding region: 318-1751 (477 amino acids)
Source: RefSeq, a predicted model, not a curated record
GCCUAUCUUUGGCUGCUCCCAAUCCAUCAUCAUCCCAUAAAAAUAAUUAUGAUUGAUAAUACCGUUAUACUACUAUGUUUAAUAUAUCUUAAGUCAGUGAGUCAUUGUCAAGUAUUGUGGUCCACGCACUGGCUUACGGUCAGCGUGCGGAGCAAAGUAUCGCGGCUCUAUCCCAGGAGACUGGAGGCAAGACGUUCUUCUACAGCGGUCGGCCAAACUCCACGGCUCUCAUAGACGGUCUGGCAGCGACUGUGGCCACAGAGACAAGUGUUAUUCCAAAGGCCGGUGUGCCGCAAGCGAUUCUGACAGAUGCUGGAAUGGUGAAACGAGAAUUGCCUAUGUAUGGAACAUUUUACAUUGAUUCCACCGUAGGAAAGGAAACGUCUUUGACCUUUAGCUAUUCUGAGUACAUAGAGGUCAGGGUUCAAGGGCCUGAUGCAAUGUACACAGCUGACAAGUAUAAAGAUUAUUUCAGAUAUGACGAAGGGUCGAAAGUUCUGAAGGUCAUCCUGCCUGGAGAGUCAAGUACUGGAAUGUGGUCAUACCAUGUAUCAACAAACGCCACAAAGUCUCAGAUCACUGUCAGCGUCCAGUCCAAGACCAGGAAGAAGGGCAUAGAUGUCCUGCAGGUUACAUCUUGGAUCCCAGAGCAGGGAGAGGUGGAGUUCAGUCCCAAGCAGAAGUUCGGCGUUUACGCAGAAGUUUUACGAGGGAAAGCGCCCGUUUUGGACGCUCAAGUCAUGGCCUCCAUAGAGAGACCACAGUCUUCACCUGUGGAUCUAGUACUAUACGACAACGGAGUGGGUGCGGACAUCAUCAAAGGUGAUGGCGUCUAUGCUGCUAACAUCAUGGCAAAGGACCUCAUGGGGGAUGGAAGGUACAACAUAAAAGUCAAGGUUAUCGGAGAAGAAGGAAAGACGAAGGUCGUUGUGGGUGGAACAGGAACUUCCAGUAGAGCUUUGGAAAGGCAAACAGCAGGACAACUCAUCAACACAGAGACGUCCAGAGUGGAAAACUUUCAGCGUGUGACGUCAGCGGGGGAAUUUCGACUCCGCGGAUUCUCCACACUAAACAAAGAGAAGGAGCAAGAUGAAAUGCCUCCGUCUCGAAUCACAGAUCUGAGAGUUAUUAUCUUUGAUUACGAUAACUUCACGGCUACGUUACAAUGGACGGCAGUAGGGGAUGACAUGGAAAGGGGUACAGCGUCAAGAUACUUCAUCCACACGUCAGGAGACUUUGACCAGCUUCUUCUGGACCGGUCAAAAGCGACCCUGCUUUCCAAAGAACAGGUGCUCAACGGCACUCUGUCCUAUCCGCAGCCAGCAGGAGUCACGGAGGAAAUUAUCGUACACCUUCACGCCAUUAGGGACAACCGAACCGUUUUCCUUAGUGUUGUGGCUAUUGAUGAGGCUGGAAAUGAAGGCGAUACGUCUAACCUGGUGUCGUUAUCCCCCGCUCAGGAGACAGCCGUUCCUCGUGUCCCGAUGUCCACCAUCUCUCUCAAGACGUACCUGGCUAUUGCCUUGCCGCUUGCCCUUGCCCUUUUCGUUUUCGUAGCUCUCGGUGUGGGUCUGUUAGUGGCCAGGGCGAAGAAAAUGAAGUCAAAGAACAUCGAACAGGUUCAGAAUAUCGGAGCUUUGUCCCAUUCAACGCAUAGUCUGGAUAUGUCCAAUAUGAACUACAUGUUUGAGGGAGAGUAUCGCAAGAGGCUCCAGGAAGAUCCUGAUACGUGGAGCAGGGGUAGCAUCUAAUGCUUUGAAACUUCGAAGCCAUUCCCACCAGGACGCUCAACAAAAUGGCAACAAUUUGCACAAUCGACUCGCACCCUCAGAUAUUUUGAUAUUUCAAGGAAAACAAGAAUUGCUGCUUUCUGAGCGUUUUACUGACAUUCGUUGCCAGAACUAUAGUUCUGCGAGAUACAUGUGAAUUUUAUAAAUAACACAACUGGGCUCGUGUAGAACUCAUGUUACUUAUGGUUAUCACAAAUAUGUAAAAGCUUGAAAACAAUCUGUUUAAAUUUUGUGAUUAAAAGUGUCCUAUUUUGAGAAACA